Empidonax traillii (willow flycatcher) is the source of this 1398-nucleotide messenger RNA. It is a transcript of the gene SGTB, whose product is annotated as small glutamine rich tetratricopeptide repeat containing beta. The coding region runs from base 319 to 1233 and encodes 304 amino acids. Gene Ontology annotation, molecular function: protein binding; molecular adaptor activity. Gene Ontology annotation, biological process: post-translational protein targeting to endoplasmic reticulum membrane. The record is from RefSeq and is a predicted model, not a curated record. The transcript is spliced from 11 exons. Gene Ontology annotation, cellular component: TRC complex; membrane. Lineage: Eukaryota; Metazoa; Chordata; Aves; Passeriformes; Tyrannidae.
GAAGGGCAGGGGAGGAAGAAACACAGGAGGAAGAAGAAACACAGGAGGCACAAGGACCGGCUUCACUCCCGCCACCACCCCGCCCUCUGUACACCCGAGAGCGCAGCGCUCAGCCCUGCUCCUCCGCCGCCCUGCGCAUCCGCUUCCGACACCGCCUCCUCCGGCUCCGCGUCCCUGCUCGCUCCCAGUCGCCGGCGGCGCGGACUCGCCACCUCUCGCACGAGGUCACUAGGAGACUGGAAUACCGUAGGAAUAAAUUUUCUGAAAUAAGAGAUCCUGUUGUUUUUAAGACAUAGGAGAAACUGAAUCAAUUUCAGUAUGUCAUCAGUCAAGCGCUUGGUUUAUGCAGUCAUCCAUUUCUUGAGAGAGCAGAGUCAGAUGGAUACUUUUACUCCAGAUGAACAAGAAAGCUUGGAAGUUGCAAUUCAGUGUCUGGAGACUGUGUUUAAGAUUAGCCUGGAAGAUACUCAUCUUGCACCCCCACAGCAUUUGAUAGAAAUGUUCACAAACUCUAUUCACAAGAAUGACAUGCUGCCUCUCUCAGGUUCUUUACCAGAGAAUGUUGUAAAGGCUGACCAACUGAAAGAUGAAGGUAAUAAUCAUAUGAAAGAAGAAAAUUAUGGUGCUGCAGUGGAUUGUUACACUAGGGCUAUACAACUGGAUCCAAACAAUGCAGUCUAUUACUGCAACAGGGCUGCUGCUCACAGUAAGCUCAGCAACUACAGGGAAGCAAUAAAGGACUGUGAGAACGCCAUAGCAAUAGAUCCAAAGUACAGCAAAGCAUAUGGAAGAAUGGGGUUGGCUCUCACCUCAGUGAAUAAAUAUGAAGAAGCAGUUACCAGUUACCAAAAAGCACUGGAUCUUGAUCCAGAGAAUGACUCUUAUAAGUCAAAUUUGAAAAUAGCAGAACAGAAACUGAGAGACAUGUCCAGUCCUACUGGAACUGGACUGAGUUUUGACAUGGCAAGCUUGAUAAACAAUCCUGCCUUCAUUAGUAUGGCAGCAAGCUUAAUGCAAAAUCCUCAAGUUCAACAACUGAUGUCGGGGAUGAUGUCAAAUGCCAUUGGUGGCCCUGCUGCUGGCGUUGGUGGCCUGUCAGAUUUGUCUAGCCUGAUCCAUGCGGGGCAGCAGUUUGCACAGCAGAUACAGCAACAGAACCCUGAGCUCAUAGAGCAACUGAGAAAUCAUAUCCGGAGCAGAUAUUUGAGUGGCAGCACUGAAGAGCAUUCCUGACUUCAAGGAGGCAUGUGAAUUGGAAUGAUAUACAACCCCAAAAUGCGUACCAUAGUUAGUAGCAAAAGCACCAUUGUAACUCUUCUGCUUGAAUAGAAGACAGAAAAUUCUUUGUGCGUGUUUGCAAACAAGAAUAAAUCUGUUAAACAGAUCUCUUGCACAUAA